CAAGAAUCAGAUACAUGAAGAGUCCAGGAUCAGUUUGAUUCCAAUUCAUCAAGACUCGGCUGAAUCAAUUCAGCUUCCCCACACGUUUGCAGCCACGUGGGAAGGAUCAUGCCUGGCUGUUCCCGUGAGAAAAGACUAUUAGAAAAAGAAAUGAUCGUGAAUGCAUGCACCUACCGGCAAAUCAUGGUCAUCCAAGGUUUCUAAAAGAGUGGUGGAUGGGGAAACGCAAUCCUAACCGUCCACGUACGAAUCUGUCAUUAGAGAGAAGGACAAGUGUCCUGUAAAGGGAACAGCAUCUAACAUUAAAUUAUUCAUUUGGGGGUCCGCUGGUCGUAAGCAGAGUAGAGGAAGGAAGGGACCAAGAAAAAGCUUCCGAUCAAUCUCAAUCUCUCCGUCCCCCUCGUCACCGACCUUUUCCGUAGAUUCCCCAAAGCUCAGUAAAACCUUAUCUCCAACAAGGAAACACGUCUUUGUGUUUCUCUCGCAACCGAUUCACUUCUGUGGAGUCUUCUUUUCUGGAUUUGGGAAGAACGGUUACAGUGUCUAAACCCCGCUCUGAAAUCUGAAUCGCUUCUGCCUUCUGAUAAUAUAUGGAGAAUUCGAUGGUUCUCGCCCACGAAACUCAACCUCAUCGGGACUUUUCUGCUUCUUCUCUAAGAGAUGUCAGUUACAGCUGUGGUUCUUGUGGGUACGAACUAAAGCUUUGCUCCUCUAAUCGGAACACAAAGAAUAUAGGCUCCAAAUAUGGGAAAAACAUAAAACGCGGCGUCAUAUCAUUUCUCCAAGUCGAUGAGAGUAGAUUUACCCUGGUUGAUGAGUUCAAAUGUAUACCCUACUUCAUCUCCAGGCACUCUUGGGGUUUGUUCUGCCACAGAACCAAACUUCUUUGCCGUAAGUGUAGCAACCAUGUUGGCAAUGCUUAUGUCAGGAAGUCUCCUUACCCACUUGUGUUGGAUGAAUCGGAUUCUGCCCCAGCCCCAGCCACAGCCACCACUGACAUCUCCACUUGUAGAAAAUAUGACAUUCGACUCCGUGCCCUGCAGCCCUCAUCUUCUGAGCCCUCUGCCAUUCCGCUUCUCACCUGAUCUGCAGAUUCAAACCAAGAAUAUUCUUAUGAGGGACUGUAUAGCAAUUGAGUCCUUUGUUUUUGGUCUUGGUUUUCUGCUCUUUUGUAUUACUAGAUAGAUGGUGAGUCGGUGACUUGUAAAUAUCAGUUUCCCAGACUGGAUUAUCAAAGUUUAUUUUUACACUUCCAGUAACUUAUAAAUAACGCGGUCGAUGUGAUUUCUUGUCA
Vitis vinifera (wine grape) is the source of this 1294-nucleotide messenger RNA. RefSeq lists its product as uncharacterized. The transcript is spliced from 2 exons. The record is from RefSeq and is a predicted model, not a curated record. Bases 591 to 1085 code for a protein of 164 amino acids. NCBI's taxonomy places the organism in Eukaryota, Viridiplantae, Streptophyta, Magnoliopsida, Vitales, Vitaceae.